AUGGUAACCUAUACCCCCCCGGCAGAGGCUCAGGACCUGCCCAAAUUCAAGGCCCUCUACUUCAGCAACGAAUUCCCCACAGAUGACCUAUCGACCCUGCUUCGCCGGUUACACAACCAUAGCAAACACCGUAGCCAUUCCAUAUUGGCUCGGUUCUUGAAUGAAGCCACGAGGGUACUGCGAAAUGAGGUCAGCCAACUACGCGCCGAGCUAGCCCACCUUGUUCCUGCUUUCGAGUCGGUGACAACUCUCGCGAGUGAGACCAAGCUGCGCAAGGGACCGCUCUGUCAGUCCAUUGAUGGUGUGCUGCUUUGUGUCCUGCAGCUAGGGACGUACAUUGGGCACUGCGAGCUAUAUCCGGAGGACCAAUUAAGUGGGCCCAACAGUCUAUUGACUGGACUGGGAGUGGGCAUUCUCGUUUCAACAGCCGUUUCAGUCUCCACGUCCCUGGAAGAUGUUGUCACGGCUGGUGUUGAAGUCCUGCGCAUUGCUUUUCGUCUGGGCGUGUUUGUGGGCGACGUCUCGCAUAACCUGGAAGCUGUUGAUCCAGAAUCCUCGGAUUCAUGGGCGUACGUUGUCUAUGGACUGACCGUUGACGAAGCCCAGAAAGAGCUGGAUGACAUCCAAGCCAAGGAGCGCACCCCCUCAGCUAGUAAGAUCUUUGUCAGUGCCAUCAGCGAGACCUCGGUCACUGUCAGCGGACCCCCAUCGCGACUCAAGGCCCUCUUCCGCAACUAUGCCUCGUUCAGGGACCGCAAGUUUGCGCACCUCCCGGUAUAUGGCGGACUCUGUCAUGCGGCUCAUAUCUAUACGCGUGAAGAUGCACAAGCUGUCGUUCCAUCCCCUUCGCUCCCAUCCCGUUUCAAGCCAACUGUGCCUGUCUUGUCGACCAGUUCAGGCCAGCCGUUUCUUGCGUCCAGCGCUGCAAACCUGUUCGAGCAGGUGAUUUUCGAAGUCAUGACCAAGCAAAUCGUAUGGGACAAUGUGAUUCGCGGUGUUGCGGAACGGGUGGCCAAGAGUGAUGUUCACGAUGUCAACAUUAAAGUGUUCCGCAAUUCCCUGCCGGCUCAGCAGCUCUCGAGUGCGUUAACGUCCGCUAUGAUUGAUCUCAAUGUCGAGACUGACGACCUCCUGGCGUGGGUUGGGACCGACAUCGACGACGGUGAAUACGCACCCGGUAGCUCCAUGCAGUCGAAGAUCGCCAUUGUCGGCAUGUCGUGUCGCAUGCCUGGCGGCGCGACGGACACGGAGAAAUUCUGGGAUCUUCUUGAAGCUGGGAUGGAUGUGCACCGGAAGAUCUCUGCCGAUCGCUUUGAUGUUGACUCGCAUCAUGACCCUACCGGGAAGAGGAUGAACACCAGCCACACCGCGUAUGGCUGCUUCAUCGAUGAGCCAGGCCUCUUCGACGCCCCCUUCUUCAACAUGUCGCCCCGUGAAGCUGAACAGACCGACCCCAUGCAGCGCUUGGCGAUUGUCACAGCGUACGAGGCCCUCGAGCGAGCCGGGUAUGUGCCGAACCGCACGCCCGCGACGAAUUUAAACCGCAUCGGCACCUGGUACGGCCAAGCGAGCGACGAUUACCGUGAGGUCAACACGGGUCAAGAGAUCAGCACGUACUUCAUCCCCGGUGGAUGUCGUGCCUUUGGUCCCGGUCGGAUUAACUACUUUUUCAAGUUUGCCGGUCCGAGUUUCAACUGUGACACGGCUUGUUCGUCGAGUCUGGCGACUAUCCAGGCGGCCUGCACUGCACUCUGGGCAGGUGAUGUCGACACCGUCGUCGCAGGCGGCCUUAAUGUGCUCACUAACUCGGACGCCUUUGCGGGUCUGUGCAAUGGCCAUUUCCUCACUAAGACGCCCAACGCGUGCAAGACCUGGGACUGCACGGCUGACGGGUACUGCCGUGCUGAUGGUGUCGGGUCAAUCGUGAUGAAGCGGUUGAAUGAUGCAUUGGCCGACAAUGAUAACAUCCUGGGCGUGAUUCCAGCAGCGGCUACUAACCACUCUGCCAAUGCUGUUUCUAUCACGCACCCUCACGCUGGCCACCAGUCCGACUUGUACCGGCAGGUCAUGGCGCGCGCAGGCAUUGAUCCGCUCGAUGUCAGCUACGUGGAAUUCCACGGCACGGGAACUCAAGCAGGCGAUGCUGAAGAGAUGGAGUCCAUCACCAACGUGUUUGCCCCGAUCAAGGGCAAACGAAGAACCUCCAAGCAGACGCUUCACAUCGGUGCUGUCAAGGCGAAUGUCGGUCACGGAGAAGCUGCUGCGGGUGUGACUGCGUUGAUCAAGGUUCUGCUGAUGCUGCAGAAGGGUGCAAUCCCACGCCAUGUCGGCAUCAAGACUGAUAUCAACCCUGGAUUUCCUAAAGAUAUGGACAAGCGUAACUUGCAUAUCCCCUUCGAGACCACGAACUGGUCCCGAUCACCAGAGAAGAAGCGCAUUGCGGUGGUCAACAACUUCAGUGCGGCUGGUGGUAACACUACGCUUGUGCUGGAGGAGGGCCCAGUGCGAGAGAGACUUGGAUCGGAUCCUCGAUCUAGUCAUUGUUUCACUGUCUCUGCAAAGAGCAAGAUCUCCCUCAAGGGAAAUCUUCAACGGUUGAUUGCCUACCUUGAAAAAAAUGACAAUGUGUCGAUGGCAGAUCUGGCCUACUCGCUCACAGCCAGACGGUACCACCACAACCAUCGUGUAGCCAUCAACGCAGCGGAUGUGAGCAGCCUGAAGCAACAGCUUACUUCCAAGCUGGAUGGAGCCGAUUCUAUGAAGCCAAUUCCAGCAACUGGGGCACCACCGGUCGCGUUUAUCUUCACCGGUCAAGGUGCCGCUGACAAGUCGAUGAACUUACAGCUGUAUCAUCACUCGCCAUUCUUCCGAUCGCAGCUUGAAACCCUCGACCGGCUGGGUCAACAGCAUGGAUUCCCAUCGUUCAUCCCAGCCAUCGACGGUAGCUUUCCGAAGGACCACGCCUGGUCGCCCGUCAUCACCCAAGUGGCUCACACCAGCGUUGAGAUUGCCUUGGCCAAGUACUGGGAGACACUCGGCAUCAAACCCGAAGUCGUCGCAGGACAUAGUCUGGGUGAGUACGCCGCAUUCGUCAUUGCUGGUGUUCUCUCAGCAAGUGAUGCCAUUUUUCUCGUCGGGUCGCGUGCCCAGAUGCUGGAGUCAUUGUGUACUGCCGGAACACACAAGAUGAUGGCAGUCAAGGCAUCGCGCUCAGAGAUUGAGGAUGCAGUAAAGGAUUUGCCGUACGAUCUCGCAUGCGUGAAUGGACCAAAAGAGACUGUUCUCUCCGGGACAACAGAGCAAAUGGAGGCCGUUUCCGUUCCUCUUAAAGAGAGAGGCUACAGGGUCAUCUUCCUCGAUGUACCGUUUGCCUUCCACUCAGCCCAGACUGAUCCCAUCUUGGAUCUGUUCGAGGAGACUGCCAGAAAGAGCGUUAUUUUCCGGGCGCCGACACUGCCCAUUGUCUCUCCCUUGCUAGGCAAAGUCGUCUUCGACGAAAAGUCGCUCAAUGCCGAGUAUUUGCGCCGAGCGACGCGCGGAACGGUGGACUUCCUGUCUGCCAUGCAGAACGCGCAGGAGACGUCAAUCGUGGACAAGGAUACUGUCUGGGUUGAGGUCGGGCCUCACCCGGUCUGUGUGGCAUUCAUCAAAGCCAGCUUUGACCCUGCGCCUCUUACCGUAGGCUCUUUUCGUCGUGGGGAGGAUAAUUGGACAACUCUUGCUCAGAGUCUGGGGCAGCUUCAUACUGCCGGGCUCCAGGUGCGUUGGGACGAGUUCCACCGGCCAUUUGAGGUGUUGCUUCGUCUUCUGGAUCUUCCCACCUACAGCUGGAACGAAAAGAACUACUGGAUCCAGUACCGGGGCGACUGGGCGCUUACCAAGGGCAAUACAUUUUACGAUGCUGAGAAGGGCCUUAAUCGACAAGCCGCGACCGCACCGGUGUCUAGUCUCAAGACCACCACUGUCCAGCAGAUCAUCGAGGAGAACUUCAGUGGAUCGUCCGGCAAGGUUGUCAUGCAGUCUGAUCUCAUGCAGCCUGACCUCCUGGCUGCUGCCCAUGGACACAAGAUGAAUAACUGUGGGGUCGUUACAUCGUCAAUCCACGGUGAUAUUGUCUACACCCUCGGUGAAUACCUCUACAAGAAGCUCGUCCCCACAGCCAAAUCGGUGCACGUCAACAUCACCGACUUAACGGUCACCAAGGGCCUUGUCGCUCAAAGCAACACCAAGGUACCGCAGUACUUCCGAGUCACAGCAACAACAGCAGACAUCAACGCCGGCGCGGCCGACUUCGUCUGGGAGAAUGUUGGCAACGACGGCAACGUCUCUGAGCCGUUCGCAACCUGUCGCGUUCUCUACGGCGACGCCGACGCAUGGCUUUCGUCGUGGAGUCCGCUCGCCCAUCUCGUGCAGGGCCGCGUCGAGACCCUUGAGCGUCUCGCAGCCGAGGGGAUCGCCAACCGCUUCUCGCACAAGAUGGCAUACACUCUCUUCGGCAACAAUCUCGUCGAAUACGCGGACAAGUACCGAGGCAUGCAAGCCGUCGUGAUGAACGAGUUCGAGGCCUUUGCCGACGUCACCCUCAAGCACGUCUCCGGCGGAGGGAGCUACACAGUGCCCCCGUACUUCAUCGACAGUGUCGCCCAUCUGGCCGGGUUCAUCAUGAAUGUCUCUGACGCCAGCGACACUGCGAACACGUUUUGCGUGACACCCGGAUGGGAUAGUAUGCGCUUCGCUCGGCCGUUGGUCGCGGGCCAGAAGUACAGGUCCUAUGUCAAGAUGAUCCCGACAAAGGACGAUCCGUCAGUAUACCUUGGAGAUGUGUAUGUCUUCCAGGAUAAUGUGAUCAUGGGUAUGGUGGGAGGCAUCCAAUUCCGUCGCUACCCCCGCAUUCUCAUGAAUCGGUUCUUCGCUGCGCCGGACUCCUCGAUUGCCAAGUCCUAUGCUGCUGCUAGUGGUUCAAGUCCUGCUGCUGUGUCUGCGCCGGCCGCGGCUCCAGCUGUAGUUCAGUCGAAGCCUACUGUGGCAGAGGUCACUCCUCAGGUUUCACCGCCAACACCGGCCCCUGCCUCUACACCACCCGCACCCGUAACUACGCCCGCUGCUGCCCCGGCGGUUGACUCCGACAGCACGUCGGGCAAGGCUUUGGCCCUUAUUGCCAAAGAGGCCGGUCUGGAGCAGUCUGAUCUUACUGACGAUGCAGCAUUCGCAAACCUGGGCGUGGACAGUCUGAUGAGUCUGGUGAUUGCCGAGAAGUUCCGCGAGGAGCUGGGUAUCGUGGUAGCCGGUAGUCUGUUCUUGGAGUAUCCUACGAUCGGGGCUUUGAGGUCGUGGUUGGAGGAGUAUUAUAGUUAG
This is a messenger RNA of Aspergillus homomorphus CBS 101889, 5355 nucleotides long. RefSeq names its product type I polyketide synthase. The transcript is spliced from 3 exons. Gene Ontology annotation, biological process: secondary metabolite biosynthetic process; fatty acid biosynthetic process. The coding region runs from base 1 to 5355 and encodes 1784 amino acids. Lineage: Eukaryota; Fungi; Ascomycota; Eurotiomycetes; Eurotiales; Aspergillaceae. The record is from RefSeq and is a predicted model, not a curated record. Gene Ontology annotation, molecular function: fatty acid synthase activity; phosphopantetheine binding.